UUUGUAGUGUGAGAAUUUUCUCAUCUCUCUUCUUCUAUCCAUAUAAACAUCAGAAGAGCGCGCUAACUAAAGGAUUAGCACAGAAGACACAAUUUAUUGCAGUUUCGGUGGGGAUUGGCAUUGAAGUAUUGAACAACUGUUGAAGAGAGAAAAGGCAUUUAACAAACUCAGAGCGAUGAAAACGACGAGUAGUUUCAAGAUGAGUGACAACGUCUUCUGCGGAUAGAAUCAAAAUUCCUUUCUUCUUCGUUCUUCUUUUCGGUUUUUCCAAAUUCGGCAAAAGAUUGCGUGCAAUAGUUAUCACCAACGUCAUCAUGAUGGCAUUGGGAAGUGGAAUAUACGUUGCUCACUCCGUGGCUUUCAGAUCAGAGCUUCAACGGAUGGCACCUGACCACAUUGGUUCUUCCACUUCUUCUCGUCAAAGGGACAUUGUUUUCAUCGUCAAUCCUCUAGGUGCUAAUGGGAGGACGGGUAAAGAAUGGAGGAAGCUAGUUCCGUAUCUCCGGUCUCGCCUCGGUAAAGAUUGCAAUAUAUGUGAAUCCAUAACAUCAGGUCCUUGUCAUGCUAUUGACAUAACGAGAGAGGCUAUAAGGGAGGGGGCUGAUGCUGUCAUUGCUGUUGGAGGUGACGGAACCCUUCAUGAGGUUGUUAAUGGAUUUUUCUGGGCUGGAAAACCUGUUGUUAGUCAAGUGAAAGACUCUACGCGUUCACGUUCAACUGCUCUUGGUCUCAUCCCCUUGGGAACUGGUUCUGAUUUCGCAAGAACAUUUGAGUGGAAAAAUGAUCCCCAUGAGGCUAUUGAACGUGUUGCUAGAGGGUUGAGAUCAAGUAUAGAUGUAGGUGUUAUCACCGGGGAGGAUUGCGAUCAUCACUACUUCAUAAAUGUUGCUGACGUUCACUUGAGUGCAAAGGCGGGUUUUUAUGCUUCUAGGUACAAGAGAUUUGGCAACCUGUGCUACAUCAUUGGUGCCUUGCAAGCCUUCAUUGGGCAUCAGAACCAGGAUCUCAGAAUCAGGUUCAAUGAUGGUCCGUGGGAGACAUGUUCUGAAGUGACAGCCCUUUGCAUUGGAAAUGCAAAAUACUUUGGUGGAGGCAUGAAAAUUACACCAAAUGCUGAUCCGUUCAGUAGAAAUUUAGAGGUUGUGAUUCUUCAGAACUUCAAGUGGUAUGAUUUUGUGUUGAAAUUACAUAGGCUAUACAGUGGGACACAUCUCUCGGUUAAAAAUGUAUCUGAUAGAAGUGUACUUUCUAUUGAGGUGGAGGACAUAUCAGGCAAGGGUGGUAUUUAUAUUCAAUCUGAUGGGGAGCAUUUGGGGUUCCUUCCAAAAAAGAUUAGUGUUCUGCCUGCUGCCAUUGAGAUGAUACUGUGAUUUGACUGGAGAAUGACUAAAUCUAUGAAAUAGAGAUGAUGUUGUUCAUUCCUUGUAAUUUGCCAGAUUUAGUAUGGCAGAAAGAGUUUGUUUUUAUCAGAGUAGGCUUCUGACAUGUUUUGCUGUGGUAUGAGGAGACUAAUUGUAAUUUUGAAUCAGCAAUGUAUUGUCACAGAAUUUACUUUCAA
Molecule: messenger RNA, 1558 nt
Organism: Vigna angularis (adzuki bean)
Lineage: Eukaryota; Viridiplantae; Streptophyta; Magnoliopsida; Fabales; Fabaceae
Product: sphingoid long-chain bases kinase 2, mitochondrial
Exons: 12
Coding region: 315-1370 (351 amino acids)
Biological process (GO): phospholipid biosynthetic process; phosphorylation; protein insertion into mitochondrial inner membrane
Cellular component (GO): TIM22 mitochondrial import inner membrane insertion complex
Molecular function (GO): ATP binding; kinase activity
Source: RefSeq, a predicted model, not a curated record